AAGGCUCUCCUUAGAGACCGGCGGGUAGGCUCUGCGGCAGCCCACCCGGCUUCUCCGAGACGUCUGGUAACUGCGCGAGUCCUACGAGGCUGCGUCCCCGUGCAGCACAGGCCGCGGCUGACCCCUAGGCCCCGAACUACCCAUUGUUGCGCGAGGAGAAGCCGUUGCUGCCGAGAUCCAGGAUCAUGACCGGCCCUCUCGGAGACAGUCGCCGGCAGCUCCGCCCUUCAGUCGCUUCCUGAAAGACUCCCGUGGUGCUGCGGGGAAAGAGAUUCCUGUCUGCUCUGCUGUGCCCUGCUGUCUGAUUGCUUCAGACCAUUUUUGCAACUCUAUAACCCUCAGCCUGAAACACAUGCCUUUAUUUGUCAUUCCCACGAGGCUUUGCAUUUUAACUUUACUACAAGCCCUUGGAUUACCUCGUUCAAUCACAUCUUUAUAAGUGUCCGUUGGCCCAGCCUAGCAGAAAGAUGGAAGUUUAACACAUCACCAACUGUUGCCUUGUCACCUUGAUGACUUCACCAUUGGGUGCCUUUCCAAUUCAGUUCCCACAGCCUUCCAUCAGUGGCCUCUCACAGAUCACCAAGAGCCUAUUUAUCAGCAAUGGCGUGGCUGCUAACAACAAGCUCCUGCUGUCCAGCCAUCAGAUCACCACGGUCAUCAACGUCUCAGUAGAGGUCGCAAACACCUUCCAUGAGGACAUCCAGUAUGUGCAGGUACCUGUGGUUGAUGCACCCAUUGCACGUCUCUGUGAUUUCUUCGACCCCAUCGCUGACCACAUCCAUGCCGUGGAGAUGAAGCAGGGCCGCACACUGCUGCACUGUGCCGCUGGUGUAAGCCGCUCAGCUGCCCUGUGCCUCGCCUACCUCAUGAAGUACCAUGCCAUGACCCUUCUAGAUGCCCACACUUGGACCAAAUCGUGCCGGCCCAUCAUUCGACCCAACAGCGGCUUUUGGGAACAGCUCAUCCAUUAUGAGUUCCAGCUGUUUGGCAAGAAUACAAUGCACAUGAUUAACUCUCCAAUGGGAUUGAUCCCAGACAUCUAUGAGAAGGAAACCCGUUUGAUGAUUCCAUUGUAAGCCUAUCCAAGCAGCUCCUGUAUUGGGGUCAGCAGUACAGCUCUGUCAAUUAACAGUGCACCAAGAUCUAAACUUGAACAUUCUACUUGUAUUGCUACAGGAGCACACCAGUUGGUGCUUUUUAUAAGGGCAAGAAAAGAGAGUUGCCAUAACUUCAUAAGCCACAGAUUUGGUAGUAUAUGUCUUGAACUUCAUAUGGCUGAAGCAGGAAGAUUGCAAAUUGUGUUUGAGGCCAGCCUGGGCUACAUAGUGAGACCCUGUCUCAACAUACAGGCAUGAACACACACACACACACACACACACACACACACACACACACACACACACCAAAUACUGCCUUGUAAUCUGUGUCUUUAGAGAUUAAAUUCAUUCAUUAUAGCAUGGUGAAGGUAACUUUUCUGUGAGCAGUAGGUCACAGCUGCUGUCAAGAGGAUGGGGGAGGCAGGUGGUGGUCAGGCCGAAGAGGCUAGUGCACAGUGCAUAUGGCAGCCUUGGGAUCCUGCAGCUCUCCCUAGAUGACCAACCCAGAGAAGAAUGCCAAAUUCCCACCUCAUUCAUUCAAAGGCAGAGCCUUAAGCAUCCUGGUGCUCUCCAGUGUCUCACAAUAAGUGCCAACCCACUAGAUAAGGGGCCUCCCUUCUACCUCCACCACAGUGGCCCAACUCUGGUCUUCUAGGGCAGACUUACACAGGGCUUGGAUUACAGUGGUGCCCUGGUCAGCGGUAAUCAUCACAUAGGCCAUCCUGUCUACACACAUCCCUUUGUUCAUACGUGUUCUCAGAAGCCUUUGUGUGUGAGCAGAAAUGCUUCAUUUUGCUAGGUCUCUUCCAUGUGCAGUCUAGGACACAUGUCCAGCUUUCUCCAAAAGGCCUUAUGCAGAGUUGCAGACCAGGAGAUCCAGUGUCCCGGGCUGGCUGACUGUUCAGGAGUUGUAGAGACAGAGGUCAGGACAAGUGAGUUGACUCCAGCAGGCCCUGAAAUUCAGGGCUGCUCAGAAUCCCUUGGUGUCAGGAUCCAACUCAAGAAGGCUUUGUUUGGUUAAGACGUGGUCACACGUAGCCUUAUGCUCCUUAUCCCUUUGCCUGUACUGUAGGGAUGCUGGACUCACAGGUGUGUGCCACCAUGCCCAGCCAGGACCAGUGCUCCAGUUUGCUUUUUUGUGGUAUGACACCAAAAGCAGCUUGGGGAAGGAAAGGGUUUAUUUGACUUCGUCUGUCACAGGAAGGUGUCAGAACAGGAACUCAAAGCGGAAAUUGAAGCAGAAUCAAGGAGGAAUGUUGUUUACUGACUUGCUCUCUCCCCAUGACUUGCUCACCCCAAUUUCUUAUAUAAUCCUGGACCACCUGCUCGGGGUAGCACAACCCAGAGCGGGCUACACCCUCUUACGUCAGUUAUUAGUUCAGAAGCCCCACAGAUAUGCUCACCUCGGUGGAGGGUCCCUGUUCCUAGGUGACUAGUUUAUGUCGCAUUGACAAACACUAACCAGUUAGUCUAAUUAGAGCUUUACAGACCAUUUAUGAGGCAAACAACAGCAGACUUCCUUGUUGAAUGGCUUGAUAUGCUGUGCAUCUGGAACUCUGUAGAAACUGCAGACUUUCCUCCCCCUGUGUUAGUCUGGUUCUCGGCAUAGAACUGGUAGGGUGAAAAUAAAAGAAUUGAACUUA
This is a messenger RNA of Cricetulus griseus (Chinese hamster), 2740 nucleotides long. NCBI's taxonomy places the organism in Eukaryota, Metazoa, Chordata, Mammalia, Rodentia, Cricetidae. The record is from RefSeq and is a predicted model, not a curated record.